AUGUCGACUAUUGCCAAGACUAUUGUUGCUACUGGCGCAAGCUCGGGCAUCGGUUUUGAGGCCAUCAAGCAAUUGCUCUCGCAAUCGCAGCCUUACAAUUUCGUCCUUGGCGCCAGAGAUCUCAAAACUACAACAGAAGCCUACAAUGCGCUGAACUAUGACAGCAACAGACACUCUGUCACCAUCUUCCCUCUUGAGCUGAAUAACAUGAAAGAUGUCAAGAAAUUCUCGCAGAAGACUCUUGAGAAGUUGGGUUCAAGUCCAAUUGACUACCUCUUGCUCAAUGCAGGGACAGGCAUGGUGAAGAAAGUGGCCCAGACAGGGCCUCAUGGCUCGAAGUGGAUCGAGCCGUACCUCGUCAAUCAUCUCUCACAACACUAUCUCGUCCACCUCUUACGGCCAAAGCUAGAGCAGUCCAAGACCCGGAUUGUGUUUGUUUCGUCUGGCGCCGUACGAGGUGUCAAAGAUACCAGCAUAUUGGAUGACGUAAUGUUAGCUGCCAAGGAGACAGAUAAAGCUGUCUAUGCCCCUACCAAAUUUACCCAACUCCUUAACGCGCACUGGUGGCGCCGUCAACUCAAGGGUACUUGUGAUGUGGUGGCUGUGUCACCGGGCCUAAUCCCACACACAGGUAUCAGUCGGGGUAGUGAGAUGAAAAUACCAGACACCCUUCCCGACGCGAAGAGUGUACCUGAAGGUGCGCAAAGUGUCCUUGCAGCUCUCACUCGUAACGACUUCCCAGAGGAUCCUGAGCAAAUUUUCCUUACGAGCUGGGGAGAAUGGUGGCCAAAGGACGUCUACGGUCUGACGCUUGACAAGGGCCUCCAAGAGAAGUGGUCGCCGAGCCAAGCAGAUAUUGAGAGAGAAGAAGGCAUUACCUCCUAA
Molecule: messenger RNA, 885 nt
Organism: Xylaria bambusicola
Lineage: Eukaryota; Fungi; Ascomycota; Sordariomycetes; Xylariales; Xylariaceae
Exons: 5
Coding region: 1-885 (294 amino acids)
Source: RefSeq, a predicted model, not a curated record